UAAUUGUAAGCGAGACAGCCGUGAUUCGGCGGACGUGAGACACAAGAGGACCGGCUGCCAUAAAAAGGCGCGAGUUUCUGCCGUUCUGCCUCAGAAGCUUGGAGCGUCUUGCCUCGUCGGGGUUUGAGUCAGCCAGGACAGCCCGUCACAGCGAAGUGUAAGAACCACCAGAGCCGGAAACAAACAUGGAGUUGAAAGUCGUGCUUCUGCUGUUCUCCCUGGUGCUACUCACCGCCUGUCUGGACGCCGCACCAAACUACGACAACCCCAACACAAGGACUGAGAGAACCAGGCUGGCCGGAUUCACGGACUUUGGGUACCCUGGGCCGGAGAACGCCUGGUACCCUGGUCACGAGAACGCGGUGACGGAGGAGAUGAUGCCGAUGCAGGAAGAAGCGGACAAGCGGAUGGCAGAGGCCGUCAUGUCCAGCGCCAAGAGUAAGAACGUCUACAAACUGGGCAGGUUGCAGGCGCUGAAGGCCAUCCUGGAUGACAUCACAGGCGGGAGGGGUGCUGGCAGGAAACGCGCGGCAGACUUGGAUGUGGAUAACCACGCCUACAAGUUCUCCUGGACGUCAAACAAGAAGGACAGUAACUACCUGCAGGUGGGCGACCUGGUGGAGCUCAUCCUCAACCAGAAGGUCCAGCUGCCAUAGGCUCGAUGGCUUCAGAAGACCGCAGGGCUUACGCACGGUGUUUGCUGCAUUUCACCCGAGAACAACUCAACAGCGCCCUCUAUCACCCCACCCAUGAGCUGCAGGAGAUGGCAGGCAAUACCAGGCACUGCUGCAGUUUCUGUUUCUCCCAUCCGAGAUUUGACCCCGACCUCCUAACGCUUGAUGAGCAGCGGAUAUUAUCGGUGUUAUAGCCUUAGAAUUGAAUCCAAUCACAUGGCUUUUGGUCUAUCACUAUAUCUACUUGAUAUCUCUCAAACUGUGUUUCUUUCGUUCACGUCGGUGCUAUGUUGUAUUGUAUAUUUCACCAAGGAUCUGAUAGAACGGUCCUUGGUUUCACCUUUCUUUCAUUGAUAUUUAGUUCUUUCGAAAAUAAAAUCCAGAGCAGCA
This is a messenger RNA of Branchiostoma belcheri (Belcher's lancelet), 1064 nucleotides long. RefSeq lists its product as uncharacterized. Lineage: Eukaryota; Metazoa; Chordata; Leptocardii; Amphioxiformes; Branchiostomatidae. The coding region runs from base 186 to 656 and encodes 156 amino acids. The record is from RefSeq and is a predicted model, not a curated record. The transcript is spliced from 6 exons.